This is a messenger RNA of Penicillium diatomitis, 501 nucleotides long. It is a transcript of the gene pex4, whose product is annotated as putative ubiquitin conjugating enzyme (UbcJ). Bases 1 to 501 code for a protein of 166 amino acids. Lineage: Eukaryota; Fungi; Ascomycota; Eurotiomycetes; Eurotiales; Aspergillaceae. The record is from RefSeq and is a predicted model, not a curated record. The transcript has 2 exons.
AUGGCCGCACCCUCCACCAAUACGACGCAGCGCUUGAUCCGCGAGUUGAAGGAAUACUCCAAAUCGCCCAACGAGGCCCUCUUACACCUCGGUCCUGUCGAUGACGAGGAUCUCCUCCGCUGGGAGGCAGUCCUGAAGGGCGUCAAUGGGACACCCUAUGAAGGCGGCCUAUGGCAUCUCCGGAUCUCCAUCCCACCCAACUAUCCUCUCGCGCCACCCACAAUCCACUUCACCACCAGGAUAUCCCACCCCAACAUCUCCUUCACGACGGGCGAAAUCUGUCUGACGCUCUUAACUACCGAACACUGGAGUCCCGUCUACACGCUUUCCUCCACGCUGACCGCAAUCCAUCAGCUCUUGACCGAUCCGCAACCGGACUCGCCGCUGAAUGUGGAUGUGGCGGCGCUGCUUCGGGACGGCGAUUUGCCCGCGUGGGAGAGUGUGGUGCGGUACUGGACGGGGGAGGAACGGUGGCAGGGUGAUUCGGCUGUGGGUCGGUGA